This is a messenger RNA of Podarcis raffonei (Aeolian wall lizard), 2461 nucleotides long. RefSeq names its product highly divergent homeobox (gene HDX). The record is from RefSeq and is a predicted model, not a curated record. Gene Ontology annotation, molecular function: RNA polymerase II cis-regulatory region sequence-specific DNA binding; DNA-binding transcription factor activity, RNA polymerase II-specific. The transcript has 10 exons. Gene Ontology annotation, biological process: regulation of transcription by RNA polymerase II. Bases 16 to 2232 code for a protein of 738 amino acids. Lineage: Eukaryota; Metazoa; Chordata; Lepidosauria; Squamata; Lacertidae.
CGGCGCACCUCGAGAAUGUCUCGGAUUUCUCAAUCCAAAAGCGGGAGAGGGCGUCGCUCCAAGAAAAUAGAUCGGAUUAUAGAAUCCAUAUCGCCCGACGUUUUCACCAAUCCCUACAGCCCAAAUCCUCCAAUAUUUGAAAAUAUGAAUCUGCGUUCUGUAUUUACUGCAGAACAACAAAGGAUAUUGCAGCGUUAUUAUGAAAAUGGAAUGACAAAUCAGAGUAAAAAUUGCUUUCAGCUCAUAUUACAGUGUGCACAAGAAACUAAGCUGGACUUCAGUGUAGUCAGGACCUGGGUUGGCAACAAAAGAAGGAAGAUGAGCAGCAAGAAUGUUGUGGAUUCUGGAGGCACCCCAUCAGGGACUGUUGCCAGCACGUUGAACAUACCUACAGUAACGAAUGUCCGAAGCCUAGCCAACCUUGCUUCCCCCCAAACCCAACAGGCAUCUUGGACGUCCUCCAACAACGAUGUCAUGGUAACCGGUGUAUACACCCCAGCCAGAUCUUCUCACAGGCUGGUGUCCACUAAGCAGUCCAGUGCAUCGGUGAGUGAUCUGCAUAAAAAUUCUCUUCCAAGGCCACAAACAAAAAGUGAACCUGAGUUUCAGCGGCAGCAGAUUGCAGUGGCACAGCAAGCCCCCCACUGUAAAAAUGCUUCUCUGUUCCUGGGAGAAAAGACUAUUAUCCUGUCAAGGCAAACAAGUGUGUUAAAUUCAGCAAAUUCUAUUUAUGACCAUGCUAAGAAAAGCUAUGGUGGUUCUUCGGUUCAGACUGCAGAGUUGGUUUUACCUCAGAAGCCCAUGUUGUGCCACAGACCAAGCAAAGUGGAACAGAUGGGAUGUCAAAGGUUACCGAAACCGGAGCAUCCGAUCCUAGCCUCACAUGUGCCAUCUGGGCAAAGGGCCAGCAUUAGAGAUCCUUCCUGCAGCACGCACAAUGUGGAAAUUCGGGAGGUUUUUUCCUUGGCUGUUACUGAUCAACCUCAGAGAAUCCUGGGAGGAAAUACUCAGAAGCCAUCGUCCUCUUCUUCUGCAGAUGGCAGUUAUUUGUCCAUUGCCAUGGAAACGGGGGAUGUCGACGAUGAGUAUGCUAGAGAGGAAGAAUUGGCAUCAAUGGGUGCCCAGAUACAGAAUAACCCCCGACUAAGGGGCACAUCCCUCAUGGUGGAGAACCCAGGCACAGGCCUACCAGGAUCAGGCAGAAGUGUUGGCUGCAGUUCACACUUGGUUAAUUCCAGGGACUUGCACAACAGUACCCCGUAUCAUAACAGAGACUACCACUUGCCUCCACGUACCUCCUUGCAUACUAUGUCCAGCACACUAUAUAGCAGUUCUUAUCCAUCAAGAGGUAAUCUGUCUUCUCAUUCUGCAGCUUCCAAUCAACGAAGGCUGUCUCAAAACCAAAAUAAUUACCAGAUUUCAGGAAAUCUUCCUGCACCUUGGACUAUGGGGAGUUCACGAAAAAGAGCUCUACAAGACCGUACACAAUUCAGUGACCGGGAUUUAGCUACCCUUAAGAGAUACUGGGACAGGGGCAUGACGAGCCUUGGUGCAAUUUGCAGAGAGAAAAUUGAAGCAGUCGCUGCGGAGUUAAAUGUUGACUGUGAAAUAGUACGGACUUGGAUUGGGAAUCGGAGACGAAAAUAUCGUCUAAUGGGAAUUGAAGUCCUCCCUCCUCUAGGUGGCCCUGCUCUUUUUCCCAAUCAAUCUGAUUCCAGCAGUAGAUCAAUAACCAUUCCAGAAGAUGAUGCUUCGACAGAUGUUGGAGAUGAUAAUGACAGGAAUGAUGAAGUUUCAAUAUGUUUAUCAGAAGAAAGCUCACAAGAAGAACAAAGUGAAGUUCUUCAGAAUGAAGACACUGGCCACGGAAGAGAAGACCAGGCUACUCUAACUGACACUAAUGGGACAAUACAAAUCAUAGACGAUGAAGAAGAUGGUAUGAUAAGUGAAAUAGAACAAUUGAAUUGUCUUCUGGAAUUCAAAACCCAGGAAGUAAGGUUCGCUGAAGAAGACCUGGAGCAUGAAAAAAAGAAGUACGCUGAGCUACAGGCUUUCACUCGGCGUUUGAUACUUGCUGUCAAAAUGGAUGAUAAAGAACAGCAGCAGGCACUUCUGGCAGACUUGCCUCCAGAUUUAGAAGAGAUGGAUUUCAAUCAUUCAUUUCCGGAACCUGAUGAUACCUCGUUCAGCUUGUCGUCUUCAUCGGAGAAAAACACCUCGGACAGUUUGUGAUCUUUGAUGCAAUGCAAUGUACUUGCCUAAUCUGUAUGUUUUGAACAAAUUGCAUUUUGUUGGCCAGUACCCUUGAAUAUGAAGGUGGGGGGUAGGGGUGGAGCUGGGGAGACUAGCAGCCUUGUUAACUGGGGGAGGUAGGUGGUAGCCACAAAUUCAGAAUUUUGUUUUUUUAUUUUGGUGAAUGUGAAAGCUACUUGAGAAAAAUACACUAUGGUUCUAGCAUCUA